CUAUGCAAAGGAUUUUUCCGCAGUUCUGAGGAAUCUUUCGUGAACGAAACACCCAACCGGAAAAUUUCUCCACAUCUGGAGUUGAACAGUUGAAGUGAUCAAUCAAGAAAAAUCUCCUGUUGGACAGUGCAAGAACUAACGGAAAUCAUCCAGCAAUAUGGAUGAUCGUACUAUCGAUACGAUUUUCGCGGGGUCGCUGGAAAAUUUGCCCCCAGUGAGCUCCAAAAUCGUUCGCAUUUUUACCAGCUCGACGUUCACAGAUACGACCAUGGAAAGAAACAAUUUAAUGGCUAAAUGUUACCCCCGGAUUAAGGACUACUGUCGAGAGAAACAUGGGUUAGAAUUCCAGGUGGUUGACAUGAGAUGGGGCGUAAGAGACGAAGCCACCGAUGAUCACAUGACCACUGAACUGUGCAUGCGUGAGAUCAAAAAUUGCCAACGGCUUUCGAUGGGUCCGAAUUUUGUUGUAUUCCUGGGUCAAAAGUAUGGCUAUCGCCCUAUACCUACCUAUAUCCUGUCAUCGGAGCUACAGUUGAUAAGAGAUGAUCUCGCGGCUAUGGGUAUUGAUGUCUCACUUCUGGACUUGUGGUACAAGAAAGAUAGCAAUGCUGUACCUCCAAUCUCAAUUUUGCAACCAAUCUCAUCAAUCCUGACUAACUUUAACAAUAAGAGAGUUCCCAAAUUACAAGCGGAAGAUCAGGCAGUUUGGUGGGAUACCAUGACAAAAAUGCAAAAACUGUUUCGCAAAGGAGCUGCUUCGCUAUUUUCGCAAGGGAAACUAGACAAAGAUCAAACUCAUAACUAUUUCAUGUCUGUCACUGAGAGAGAGGUUAUCAACGGUGUUCUGAAUGUAAAAAAUACCAAGAACCAUUGCCUGGCGUAUCUACGCUACAUCAACAAUAUAAAUCUACAGAACUUGAAGAAAGCAUCCUUGUACGUGGACAUACUGAAUCGUAGCUUGGACACAGAAGCCUGCAAACUGCUUGCUGAUCUCAGAGAUGUCCGCGUACCAAAUCGAAUCGAGGCAUCCAACCUCCAGAAGUACACUAUCGAAUGGAUCGGCCGCGAAGGGUUGGAUGUCGAAACCCACGAGGAGUAUCUGAAUCAUUUCAUUACACAUUUCUACAAAAAUAUUGUUAAACUUGUAGAUCGUGCCAUGCGGAAGGAGGACUCCAGUGCCCAGGGUCAGAUUGUCACUGAGAUACUGCAGCAUUUGCACGCCUGCAAUAACUCGGUCAAGGUGUUCUACGGACGUGAGGAACAGCUGAAGCGAAUUGAAAGCUAUAUGCUGGGAACAUGUGAUAAACCUUUGGUUUUGUAUGGCGAGGGAGGUUGCGGUAAAACAUCUCUUUUGUCAAAAAGUGCUGCUUUAACAUUCACCGAAUGGUUCGCUGAUGUUCGACCGAUCAGUAUCAUACGGUUCCUCGGAACAACUCCAGACUCUAGUGCACUGACGCCUACUUUGAUUUCAAUAUGUCAACAGAUAUCGUAUAAUUUCAUGCUACCUUUCGAUCAAAUACCAGAUGAUUUAGUUCCGUUAACAGCACAUUUCAAGCAGCUUCUGACCUAUGCUAAUAAACAACAACCUUUAUUACUAUUCCUCGAUUCAGUUGAUCAACUGACAGGAACACAGGAUUCCAGCAAAGUUUCUUGGCUACCAACUCGUUUGCCGCCACAUUGUCGGAUCAUUGUUACAUGCGCUGCGGAAGAAUCCAACCCAGUAGUUUCCCAGGAGUACCAUUUGCUGCGCCGGAUGAUCGACAUCGAAGACAACUUCAUCGAAGUGACGGCAUUGGGCGAGGACCUUGCAAUGAACGUGAUCAAGAUGUGGAUGGCAACUGCUUGUCGGGAUCUCUCCAAUUAUCAGUGGCGACUCGUAGCAAACGCGAUCGGCAAAUGCUCUCUACCGAUUUUCGUCAAACUCGUGUUUGCCGAAAUCUGUCGAUGGAGGAGCUACACACGGCCACAGGAUACCCAUCUGGCUUCGACCGUCAUGGAUAGUAUUAUGAUGCUUUUUGAGCGUAUUGAAAAGCAGCACGGACGAAUCCUAGUAUUCCACGCACUGGCUUACAUCACUGCGGCAAAGUCAGGCCUUUCGGAGAGUGAGCUGGAAGAUUUGAUCUCACUGGAUGAUCGGGUACUGGAUGACGUCUAUCAGUACCAUUUGCCCCCAGUUCGGCGUAUUCCUCCAUUGUUGUGGACGCGAAUCCGUAAUGACCUGCCCAACUAUCUCAGUGAACGGGAAGCAGAUGGAGUCAACGUCAUGAACUGGUACCAUAGACAGUUCAGAGACACCGCCAAGGAACGAUACUUUAAGAACAUGAAUAUGGCAAUCUAUUUUCACUCAAUGAUCGCCGAUUAUUAUCUUGGAAUCUGGGGCGGUAAACCGAAACCAUUCAAGUACACGGAGAUCCAAAGGCAUCGUUUCGGUCUAACGGACAAAGAAGGCAUUGCUGACAGGAAGGUUCCUAUUCAACCGCUAGUUUUCACUAAUAAGGAAGGCAAGGUUACCCGCUAUAAUCUGCGAAAGUUCGGAGAGUUGCCUUUCCAUUUGGUGCGAUCGAGACGAUUCACUGACCUGUACGAAAACGUGCUCUUCAACUACGACUGGUUACACGCCAAGUUGUCCAGUUGUCCCUUGCAGGCCGUGCUGGCCGAUUUCGAAGAUGGUUCGGUGAAUAUUGACGAUAAAGAUGCCAAACGUGAGCUUAUGUUAGUUGCCGAUGCCCUUCGGCUAGGCGGUGCUAUUCUCGGUGUCUAUCCCAACAUGCUGGCGGCGCAGUUGAUCGGUCGUUUGCUGCCCGAAAUUGGCGGAAAUCCCAACAUUAAGAUGUUGCUUGAAGCUUGCGAUAAGUCCGGUCCUAAAGACUCUGCCCUCAUCCCAUUGAACCACUGUCUCCACACACCGGGUGGCCCAUUAAAGUACUCCUUGGAGGGACAUCAGUUUGCGGUGUUUGGGUUCUGUCUUACCAGCGAUUAUCGCUACAUGGUGUCGAUUUCGACGCGAUUCAUCACUUGGGAUUUGUCCACUUCCGACCUGACGCGUGACGUGAAUCCGGGUAUGGAGGGAAUUAUGCAGCAGUUAGUUCUCAGCCCGGAUAAUAAGUGGGCUGCCGCUUACACAAACAACAGUCAGAGCGUGCUGCUCAACAUGCUGUCCAGCGAGUUCUCGAUCAUAGAAAACCCAUUCGAUGAGGAAGAAUCCAUUACCGGACUAUACCUGCUAAACAAGAACCUUUUCCUACAUACGAAACUGCGCUACGCCUAUUACGACAUGCGAGGAGCUUUGAUCGAGAAACAGAAACUCGAGGAUGUUACAGAUGAGUGGGAACUGUUAUUUAUGGAAUUUGUGUCCUUCACUGAUUUCUUCGCAAUAUUGUGGUCUGGUGCCAUAAACGAUACCAGACUAAUGCUAUACACCAGUAAAGAGAAUUUAAAAAUUCCCAUGAUUGAAAUGCACAGCGUUGUCACAAUGAAGAAAGACAGGAAGACGAUGUAUUGUUGUCAUCAGGAAAAUCUUUACCAGGUGAGCGAAUUCCAGUACGAAGAAAACGAGGAGGAAAAAACAGCUGAAUGGAGACACGUGCGCGAUUUGCCACGCUAUGAGAAUGAUGUCAAGGAGAUGGCUCUUCAGCUCAAGAUGGAUCAAAACGAUCGAUUUCUGUUGGCCAGCACUGCCAAUGGGUUCGUCGUUUGGGAUUUCGACCAGGAAGAUCCCAUCUCUGAGGAAGCCAUAUAUCUUGCAUUACCCCAUGGCGUACGCAACAUUUCCACCAAGAUGACCCAGUCGAAUUCGGUUAUGAUCAGCUCCAAGGUGGAUUACGCGGUUGCUGGCGUGAGGAAAAGCUUAUACGUUUGGUGUGUGAAAACAAAACAACUGAUGAAAGUCUUGGAUGCACAUUUCGGGAGAAUCAUGCAACUUGAGGCACUCACUAUUGGAACAUGGAACAGUGUUAUAACAUCCAGCAUUGAUCGCUCGGUUAAAAUCUGGAAUAUCAACAACAUUUUUGAACAGGUUCAUGUGAUUGACAGGCAUGAGCUGCAAAUUGAUGGAAUAAGCCUUUCAGAGAACGGUGAGCUGGCAGUCACUGUUACACGGUGCUGCGUUGGCGUCUGGGAAAUACGAACUGGUCGAUUGCUGGCAAAGCUUGCGGACAGCCCACUGGGAGCUAUCGUGACGCACGCCGAAAUCACACCGGACGGCCGAUACAUCAUAUCAUCGGAGACAGGGAAAAUCCUGAUCUGGAACAGGGUAACCGAGCAAGUUCUUUCGCGGGACUCUCAACCGGGCAUACAACAGUUGAACUUCUUGGAGAACGGGGAGAAAUUCUUAGCAGUUUCCUGUCCCAAUGCUACGAACGCAUCUGCUUCCAGCGCUGGAGGCGAUGAGCAGAAGCUGAUGGCGCACGUCAAAGUUCGCAGUAUUCCGGAUGGGCAAAUGAUAUUCAAUUUCGAAUAUCCCGUUCGAUUGGUUCCAGGAUUACCAUUCCGAUGUGCUGUGGUGACAGCUGAUGGUCAGCAUAUAGUUUGUGCUUCCGUGGACAAGAACAAUAAAGACUCGGUCUGGGUAUACAGUGCCAUCAACGGAACCCACGAGCACAAGAUUUCGUUGAAAGGAUGCAAUAUUAAAGAAGUUGCCUCGUUGCUUCCACUUCCGCAUAAACCCACGCAAGUGGCGGUCAUUACCAACGAAAAAGGAAGCAUUAUGGACAUUAAAACCAGAAAACAUGUUCGUUCCAUUCCGAAAUGGGGCGGCACGAGCACGAAAGAUGGCAAAUUCGGUCUUUAUGCUCCAUCUCGGGGAGGACUUGAACUGUUGGAACUCAAGAAAGGUUCAACAGUGAAGACCUUCAUUCCAAAAGUUGCCGAAGGAGUUUUCACGGUCAUUUGCAUGUUUACGGAUACGGAUGAGUAUGUUCUGUACUACCACAGUGGUAGAAAAACCUUGCGAGUAUUCCGUACCAGCGAUACUGAAAUGAUCGCCAACUACCGUAUGCAGGCCGAACUCACGGCCAUCAAAAGCACUUCGGAUGGUAAAAGUCUAGUCCUGGGCACGGUUGAUGGUUGUAUUUCCGUGUUGGCCAUAGCUGACCAAGAAAAGCCCGAAAUGCAAGACUUCCUCAAGCAAUUGCCUUCGCGUGAUGCAAAUUGGAAAAAGAAACUUGCAAAACAGAAGGCAUCUGCCAGGUUCAAAGCCGCGAUGAGAUUGGCAUCCAUCUCAACUCGAUUCGGAACACCGGUAGAUGAAGAUGAGGACGACGAUGAUAAAGAUAAUGAUGAUUAAACACUUAAAGAUACACAGUACACAUAGUACGUUACAAUCUGUUCUAACCUUUGUUACCUAAAGUUGUAUUGUAAUAAAAGUAUGUUAUUGAAAUGAA
Messenger RNA from Aedes albopictus (Asian tiger mosquito), 5381 nucleotides. Its product is annotated as NACHT and WD repeat domain-containing protein 2. Bases 158 to 5284 code for a protein of 1708 amino acids. NCBI's taxonomy places the organism in Eukaryota, Metazoa, Arthropoda, Insecta, Diptera, Culicidae. Gene Ontology annotation, molecular function: protein binding. The record is from RefSeq and is a predicted model, not a curated record. The transcript has 16 exons.